Molecule: messenger RNA, 1557 nt
Organism: Zasmidium cellare ATCC 36951
Lineage: Eukaryota; Fungi; Ascomycota; Dothideomycetes; Mycosphaerellales; Mycosphaerellaceae
Exons: 2
Coding region: 1-1557 (518 amino acids)
Biological process (GO): transmembrane transport
Cellular component (GO): membrane
Molecular function (GO): antiporter activity; xenobiotic transmembrane transporter activity
Source: RefSeq, a predicted model, not a curated record
AUGAGUGCGUUGAGCAUUAUUAAACACGGAGAAGAGAUACUGGGAGCCGCUUUCAAGCAAGCGUAUAUUGGUACACGAGAUGAGCUUGCGGCAGCGACGCAGCUAUCAAGCAAUGCAGGCAAGACUGGGCGCUGCACGACUUCCGAAUCAUUGGCCGCGGCACACGGCGCCAUCGAAAUGCACCGCGAAAUCCAUCGCUCUGCCGCCAUUGAGGAGAUAUCUCUCCGAGCCGAAGCCGGCAUCUUCCUGCGAUAUUCGACACCGUUGACCCUUACCUAUCUCCUGCAAUAUGCCAACUCCCUGAUCGUCAUCAUUGUCGCCUCCAGGUUCUCCACCGACGAGUUGGCUGGAGUUUCGCUGGGAAUCACCACCAGCAAUAUCAUCGGCUAUGCGAUCUUCGAAGGCAUGGCCACAGCGCUCGACACUCUGUGUUCGCAAGCAUAUGGCGCCUCACGCUUGACCGAUGUUGGAAUGCACACCAUUCGUUUCACCGUUUUCGUGCACCUGGUUGCUAUCCCUAUCGCCCUGCUCUGGUUCUUCUCCAAUAACCUUCUCCUGCUGGCUCACGUCCCAUCUCGUGCCCUUGCGGAGCAUGCCGGAACAUUUAUUCGCUAUCUGCUGAUUAGUAUCUCGGGGUAUGCGACAUUUGAAGCCGGAAAGAGGUACAUGCAAGCUCAAGGCAAUUUCUUGGCCGGAUUCUUCGUUCUCCUCGCCUGCCUGCCAAUUCAGAUUUUCUGCACAUGGGCUCUGGUGCAAGGAGGUGGAAUGCGAGUCGCCGGGGCUGCAUUGGUCGCUUCUGUGACGAAUCUUGUACUUCCUUUGCUACUUGCAGGAUACGCCAUGUUCGUCAACACCGAAGCACUCCAAUGUUGGCCAUCAUUUGAGCAGAUCCGACUUGGAUGGAGGAAGAAUUGGAAGAUCAUGGUUCUACUUGCCAUUCCUGGGGCCCUAAUGUCGCUGAGUGAGUGGCUCUGCUUCGAGAUCCUAACUUUCUGCACUUCCUAUGUUGGGACGGCUUCUCUGGCGGCGCAAACCUUCCUGUCUACCACAGCCGUUGUUGUGUGGCACAUUCCUUUCUCGGCAUCCAUUGCUUACAGCACUCGCAUCGGGCAGCUCGUCGGAGCGGGAUUGACAGCUUCUGUCGUCAAAGUCAUGAGAUGGUAUGCACUGGUCUUUGCAUGUAUCGGUAUCAUGGACUCGCUGCUCAGCUGCGGUAUUAUCCUACUCAUGCUGCGGUUCCUGGUGGACGAUGCUGAGGUCGACCAUCUAAUUGUCCUCGCUUUGCCAUAUGUUGCUGGCUUCGUCGUCUUCGAUGCCACCUCCAACUGGCCGCAUAGUGUUGUCGGAGGAUUUGGCUGGCAGAGCGUUGGCGCUUGGGUCACCGUCACCGUCAAUUACAUCUACGCCGUGCCACUGGCGCUGCUUCUGGAACUUGGAUCCCCCAAGUUGGGCAUUCGAGGGCUGUGGAUUGGUUUGGGGAGUGGACUUGCCAUCAUCACGGUGGUGGAAGCUGUCGUAGUAUGGCUGAAGCUGAAGAGAAUGGAUAGCAUCUUGUAG